Messenger RNA from Lates calcarifer (barramundi perch), 3631 nucleotides. RefSeq names its product guided entry of tail-anchored proteins factor 4 (gene get4). Gene Ontology annotation, cellular component: BAT3 complex; cytosol. NCBI's taxonomy places the organism in Eukaryota, Metazoa, Chordata, Actinopteri, Centropomidae. The transcript is spliced from 9 exons. Gene Ontology annotation, biological process: protein insertion into ER membrane. Gene Ontology annotation, molecular function: protein binding. Bases 53 to 1024 code for a protein of 323 amino acids. The record is from RefSeq and is a predicted model, not a curated record.
CGUUUAAGGCUUUCCGGUGCCAGAGACAGAGCGCUGCUGCGGAGCAACGACGAUGUCGGAGCAGGAGUCUCUGAGGUGCUCCAGUGCCAGGAACCGUGGAGGCGUCCAGAGGGUCGAAGGAAAACUGCGAGCAAGUGUAGAAAAAGGGGAUUACUAUGAAGCACACCAGAUGUACAGGACGUUAUUUUUUAGGUACAUGUCACAGGCUAAACAUGCUGAGGCCAGGGAGCUGAUGUACAAUGGCGCUCUGCUCUUCUUCAGCUAUAACCAGCAAAACAGUGCAGCAGAUCUGUCCAUGCUGGUGCUGGAGGUGUUGGAGAAAUCUGAGACAAAAGUUGAAGAUGAAAUAUUAGAGAGCCUGGCUAAGCUGUUCAGCCUGAUGGACCAGAACUCACCGGAGAGAGUAGCAUUCGUGUCUAGAGCCUUGAAAUGGUCCACGGGAGGAUCUGGCAAGUUGGGUCACCCAAAACUACAUCAGCUGCUAGCGGUCACCUUGUGGAAAGAGCAAAACUACAGUGAGUCUCGUUACCACUUCCUUCAUUCGUCUGAUGGAGAGGGCUGCGCACAGAUGCUGGUGGAGUAUUCAGCGUCACGAGGCUUCCGCAGCGAGGUCGACAUGUUUGUGGCGCAGGCCGUCCUACAGUUCCUCUGCUUAAAGAACAAAAACAGCGCUUCUGUGGUGUUCAGCACUUACACAGAGAAACACCCGUCCAUAGGGAAGGGUCCUCCCUUCGUCCAGCCUCUACUAAACUUUAUCUGGUUUCUGCUGCUGGCAGUGGAUGGGGGUAAAUUAAAAGUUUUCACAGUGUUAUGUGAACAAUAUCAACCCUCCCUGAAGAGGGACCCCAUGUAUAAUGAGUAUCUCGACAGAAUAGGACAGCUUUUCUUUGGCGUUCCACCCAAACAGUCUCCAUCGUACGGUGGACUGCUAGGAAACCUGCUGAACAGCCUGAUGGGGUCGGGCGAGGAGGAUGACGGGGCUGAAGAAGCCCAGGAAGACAGCAGCCCCAUAGAGCUGGACUGAGCCCACAGCCCAGGACAAGUAAAUCAAACGAACACAAAAAAAAAAAGCGGAAGACCACCCCGCCUCCCUUCGUCACCUCGACAACAGGGAUGAGACGAGGCUUCUGUGUUUUCAGAGGCGUGCUGUUUCCAGAAACCCCAACCCACCUAUACAGUCCAAAAUCAGAAUAAGAAUCAGGCCAAAACACCCCUGUCAGCACAGCCUGGACUGACUGCGCCAAACUGCAAACUCUUCUUGUGUUGAAUUAUAAUUAAGAUAAUAUUAUUUUAUUUUAAUCAUUAUUUUGUUAGUUUGGGACUCCUGCUCUGUGUUUAGGAUUUAUGAUUUUCAAGCAACAGAUUAACUGUCCUCUCCCUGUGAAGACCUGCUCCCAAGAGAUGGGAGUCUCCCAGCGGAGAGGAUAGCAUCUCAAGUGAAACCCCCUCUGCAUGAUGUUGAUUUACAUCAUUAUUAGAGGGUUUCGUCAGCUCACUACAAAUAUCCAACUGUUUUGUCAGCCAGCCACACAGGGUUCAAUCAGAGCCGUGGAGUUGCUGCUCUUUGCAUUUAUUCCGUUAAAGGUCUCUUGUUCGGUAGUAAAUUAAACUGUUCUUGUAGCUGAAGCCACCUCUCAGUUUCUCAUCCCUAGUUUGUCCAUUGGCUUUAUGGACAUAAAAGACAUCAGCGCUCUGUGUCUGUUAUUAUCACCUUGAAUUUCAACCAAACGCACCUUUUCUGCUCAGUGUCUCCUCUAUGGGUCAUAGUGGUGGCUGUCAUUUUUUUUUUUUACUCAAGUGAAUUAAUUACUACAAACAUAGAGAUUUCUGUAUACAAAUAGCUCCAGUAUAGAGGUCUCACUUUUCUAUGUGCACUUGCUGAACUGCUGCUGAGCUUGUUUGCACCAUCUCCAAGAGAAACCGUGUUGGAAGAGGCCUUGUUACAGUCGUCAGAAGUCAAAAAAAAGUUCUGGAAAAGAGGUGUUUGAAGCACAUGGGGUCUGUAAAGAUGAGAGGAGCAAAAUGAGACACUGUGAAAACCCGUCUGUUGGAGUGAAUCUUGCUUUGCAUGCUAUAAAAUGCUAAUAUUUAAACCUGCUGCUUAUCUGACCAUUUUCUGGCUUAGUCUUUUGUCUCUUAUUCUGUUUCUCCUUUUUAUUUCUGUUAAAUAGUUCCUCUUGGAGGUGGAUCAAACGUCCGUCAUGAGUUCAGCCUGUGCACAGUACGAUAGCUGCUGUUAAUCAGUGUUAACUUCAUCAGCUCUCAAGAGAACACGUUCACUCUGUUUGUUUCUCUCACCAGUUUUUGUUACUUUGCUCACAUCAGCUUCAUUUUGUCCUCGUAGUGACAUUCGAUCAGUCCAGGUCUUGUCAGUUCACUGUUUCAGUUUUUUUUAAAACCCUAACUGUGCUCCAGAUAAUCUAGAGGGGUCAGAUCCCCCUGGUGAAAUCAAAAUUUUUAUUAACUAGGUAACUAGGAAUGUCCACAGGUCUUCCAAUGUAGAGUGAUGUUAAUUAUUGUAAUUAUCUGUGGGGGAAUAUGGAAGCUCAAAAUGGCCAAUAUUAAAUAAAGACAUGAUAUAAAUAAUCACAUGAAUCAACCAAGUAAAAUAUAAAUAUGAACCAAUAAACUGUAAAAUAAUUCAAGCAUUAUUUAAAACUCAACUAAUUUUGGAAAGUGUAUUCAACAGUUUUAUUUUCAGUGAAAAAUUAAUAAAUUAAAAAGCAGGAAGUACAAGUUAAACUGAAAAUAAGACUGCUGAAAUAACUUUUCAUGAUAAUUAGAUGUUUUAAUAAUGUACUGAAUUAUGUCACAGGUUAUUGGUUCAUCUAAAUGUUUUACUUUAUGUCAUAAUUUAUUGAUUCAAUAUCGGCCAUAUUGGCAUUCCGUACGCGACUGGACUGGCUCAAUGUCUUAGUGCUACAGAAGGACAGAUAGAGUAGUGUUGAGUUGUCCGUGUACACGCUCUGCUGUGAUUGCAUCUAUCUAAUGUUGGUGUUGAAGAUACAGCAAAGAGACCAGUGAUGUGGCAAAGAGUUAGUGAACAGCAGCGGUCAUCAGAGAUUGAAAAUAAUAAAACUCCUGUGCAACAAAAACAGUUAUUAAAACCACUCGUCUUUAACAGAGUUGUAUUUAAACGUUUAAAAAGUCCCAAAUCAGAUCAGGAUUCUCUGGUGACCAGCUCUUCCUGCAGACCUCGCUGUUACACCAGUGAGGUCGACCAUCUGAGGGCGAAUUCAGGCGAAACUGACUUUUAGGUUCCUCAAUGACAGCACAUGUUUUCCAAAGAGAUAACAAAUGAAACAGUAUCACAAAACCUUUACAUUAACAUCACUACCCAUAUCACUGUCAGGUGCAGAAAGAACAAAACUUUUGGAGAUUUUUUUUUUUUUUUUAAACUAACCUGAAAGUCAGUUUUGUCAGGAUUCUCCUGGCAGUGAAAAAGGUGUGUGACCAAAGGCCCACUGUGUGUGUGUGCGCGUGUGUGUGUGUCAGUGACUAUCAUCACAGCUUUUGUAUUUAAUAAUUUUUUCCUUUGAGAACUAAAGGGGAGCGUUUGCCUUUACAAUGAUUCACUAAUUGAGUAAAUAAACUACAACUGAGAAGAGUUUGAGAAUGUCUUGAAAACAAA